CGAUUAACUGUAUUCAUUCGCGUUUUAGCAAUUUGUGCAAACAAUUGAGGUGCAAUACCAUAUGGGACAAUAUUAAAAAGCGAUUUGUUUGUAAACCAAGUGCAUUUCAAUAAAUAGCAGGGCACUGAUCGAACGUCGUCAUUAGUUUAUCGGCUUUUGUGCACUAUGAUGGCAACACUGCAUACGCCGGCCAUGUUAUGAUAUGUAAAAGUUGGACGUAGACACGUGUUUAAUUUGUGCUCCCAAAAUACGCUAAAAAUUUGUGUUAUAAGUCAAAUAAAAAACAGUGAAUAUCAUAAAAAACAAUAAAGUCAAUAGUUACGCUUCUUUAAAAGCAAUUCAAAGUAAAUUAUUUACCCCACUGGUUUCAAAAGAUUCUCCAAUAUUCAGCGAAAAUGGUAUCCGGUCGUCCUCUACUCUAUCUCUCACUGCCCGGUGUAGCAUUUAUACUCGGCGUCUUUUGGUUUCGGCGUAGAAAUAAAAAUCGUAUUGAUAAAAACGAUGACGAUGCCAAUGGCGCCGCUGCCAAUGGAAAGCCGAUCAAAGAGGCCAUCGAGCCGGGAACACAGCGCAAAACAGCGAAUGGCAUCCAGUCCCAAAAUGGCAAGCUGCCUGCGGGCAACGGAAAUGGAGCAGUACCUGGUACUGGUGCCUCCAAGUCGAUGAGCAUCAGUGUGGGCAAUGGAUCAGUGUUGAACAAUGGGGAGUAUGAUAAGGAGAGCCCAAAUACCAUGCUAUAUGGUAAAUCGGCGCCAAUCACAAUACAGAGCAAUGGACGCGCUUCCCCGGGCAAGCAUCAGCAGCAACAGAUCGAUUCGGAAAUGCUAAAGUCUAAGAUACAAGAUGCAGAGCAUAAGAAGCUCUGCUCCAUUGACGAGGACUUUGAGAAUCUGUCAUCGCCCAGAGAUUUGCCGGAUUCUAUAUCGAAGAAUCGCGUCUCGUUCUACAAUCGGAAUACUAGCCAAAAGAAAGAAGAGCCAGUGGUCAUCAAAGCAACGCGCACACCAAAAAUAUCCCCAGAGAAUUCAUUUCUCGAGAGCAAAUACACCAAGGAAUGCGAGCAGAACAACAACUGUGAGCCAAAUCCAACUGCAGCUGAUGCUGACAAGAUCAAGAAGCAGCAGCUGGAGGAGGUGAAGGAGCAGAAGGAGGUGAAGGAGAAUCCCGUUGCCGCCGUGGAGCAGCCAAUAGAGCCGGUCAAAAAGACACAGCUACAGAGCACAGCUGAAGCACAGAUCAAACAGACUGAGGAGGAGCAAACGAUUGUGGCCAAGCAUGUGGAUUUGAAUGAGAAUUCGACAGCUGCAUCCACUGUGGCUGCCACUGAGGUGGCCACUGAAGUUGUCGCUGAAGUUGCCACUGAAGCCGCUGCUGCUGCUGGUGCUGCUGAUUCGGAUGCCCUUGAUGAUGCAGCCAAUGGCAAUCAGAAGCGCAACGUGGAUGCAGCCAGUCCAUCGCUGAGCAUUUGCAGCGUACAAUCUGGCGAUUCGGGCAAAGGCUCCAGCUUGCCGCGAUCGGAGGCAACGUCACGCGUGAAGAGCUCGUAUCGCUUCUUCUUUCCAAAUAGCUUGAUUGGCCAGCUAUAUGGACGCAAGCGUACGUUCAUCAAUAAAAUCAAGUCGAAGACUCUGGCCAAUGUCAGCUUGAGCAAGAAUCGCUACUCAUCCGGCAAGCUGCGCAUUUGCACCAUCGAAGGCACCGACAGUGAGAUCGACGCCGCGCUGGCCAUGAUACGCCAGCGUUUGCCAUCCAGACGCUAUCCCAAUUUCACAAUGCAAAGAAUUCACUAUGCGCUUCCGCAAUCCAUAGUUCCUCUGUCGACUGAAAGCCUCCAUAGCUUACAACUAAACCUGAUCGAGGGCAUCAACAAUGAUGUGUCCGUCACCGCAGUGCUCUCUGGCAAUCAUGUGUUCGUGCAGCAUCCGCUGCAUCCGUCACACCCAUCGCUACACGCACUGCAGAAGAACAUGCUCGACAGCUACUCGAGCAUGGAGGCGCCCAAGUUGCCGAGCAUCGAGAUCAGCGCCGUCUGUGUGUUGCCCAUCAAUGGCGGUUGGUAUCGCGUGCAAAUCGUGGACAACGAUCCCAACGAUGUCGAGGAGCGCUGCGUGGUCAAAUUCUUGGACUUUGGCGGCUAUAUGAAUGUCAGCUUUAGUGUAUUGCGUCAGAUACGCACAGAUUUUAUGACGUUGCCUUUCCAGGCAACCGAAUGCAUACUGUCCAAUGUCGAGCCAAUCGAUGAGACCUGGUCUGUUGAUGCGGCCGAUAUCCUCAGCAAAUUAACCAAAGGCAUUGUCUUGCAAGCACAAGUCGCCGGCUAUAAUAGCCAUAAUAUACCAGAAAUCUAUUUAUUUGCUUCUCUAGGUCCAAACAACAUAAUUUUUAUCAAUAAGGAAAUUGUCGCCAGAAAUCUCGCUAAAUGGGUCGAGAUGCCUGACUAACAAGCCCAAAUGAACAAUGAAACUUAACACAUAGGAAACUACAACAACAACAACUACAAUAGCAACAACAACAGCAUCAACAAACAAGAAUCAGCAGCUAAACGUUGGAAGUCUCAAAGUGCUGGUGGAAUAAGCUUCUAAAAUGCAAAAUGUUGUAGAACGCGACUGAGUCCGUAUUUAUUUAUAAAUACAAAACACAACACAACACACACACACACACACACUUAUAUGCAGACAUGUAACGCAUUGUUAACACAAAUACACAAACACACAGACACAGGCUAUAUAUAUACAUAAAUAUAUAUAUACAUUCAUAUCCAAUGAUCGUUCAUAUACAAAAGGCGUUUCAAAAAAAUGAAAAAACAAAAUGAGCAAUAAUUUUUUGUUUGUUGCUUUAGUUGCGAAUGCCUCUUCGAUUUGUUUGUUGUGCUCUGAUCCAUAGCUGAUCUCCGCAUAUAGGCAACUUAACUAAACAACUAAACUAAACUAAAAACUAAAACUAAUCCUAAAGUAAACUAAACUAACUAAUUAGAUUAGUUUCGAAUGUGUAUAGUCCUAAGAAUGGGGAGUUUCGAUUGGUUGAGUUAUGUUAAGGAAUGUGCACUGUACAACACAGAGAGAAUGAGAAUGUAUUGGCGUCAAAUCUGUUGGGCAUAGAGCCACGCACACUAACACACUCACACUCACACUCACAUACACACGCACUCAAACACAUCAAAACCAACGAAACGCUUCAGAUAUUACCAUACUCAGAAUAUAAGUAAUAUUACUUAGUGUAAAUAGAUUUUUUUUUUUUUUAUUUCCAUAUAUAUCUACGUAAAUAAAGAGAAGAGUAAAUGCGAACAUACUUUAUAUGAAGUAUACAACAAGAUAUAUAAAUAUAUAUAUAUAUGCAUAUAUAUAAAUAUAAAGUAAACUCUCAACUAGCCUAAUGCACAGUUAGGUUUCUUUAUUUCACAAAAUCAUGUUGUAUAUAAUUAUAAUGUAUUUUGUUUCGCUUUCCUCUAUCGAUUCUCUUUAAAGUAAAA
Molecule: messenger RNA, 3469 nt
Organism: Drosophila mojavensis
Lineage: Eukaryota; Metazoa; Arthropoda; Insecta; Diptera; Drosophilidae
Gene: spoon
Product: A-kinase anchor protein 1, mitochondrial
Exons: 5
Coding region: 396-2441 (681 amino acids)
Molecular function (GO): RNA binding
Source: RefSeq, a predicted model, not a curated record